This is a messenger RNA of Fusarium odoratissimum NRRL 54006, 1458 nucleotides long. RefSeq lists its product as uncharacterized. Gene Ontology annotation, molecular function: oxidoreductase activity, acting on the CH-OH group of donors, NAD or NADP as acceptor. NCBI's taxonomy places the organism in Eukaryota, Fungi, Ascomycota, Sordariomycetes, Hypocreales, Nectriaceae. The transcript has 2 exons. The coding region runs from base 148 to 1194 and encodes 348 amino acids. The record is from RefSeq and is a predicted model, not a curated record.
CUUCAUCUUAUCCCUCGAUUCCGAUGUUGUUGAUCAAAUUAUACAUCAUACCUUGACUCCCAUGACCGCCUUCUGUCCGUUUUGACAGUCUGAGCUCUUUACAUACGAACCAUUUGGGAAGAUUCACGCUGAACAGUGUCAGUCAACAUGAGCCAUUUACCGACGGCUAUUCCCCAAGGCUCAUGGGUCCUCGUGACAGGAGCGAAUUGUUACACCGGCAGCCAUGUGGUCAUAGAGCUUCUGAAGCAAGGCUUCAAAGUGCGUGGGACAGUGAGAGAUCUCUCAUAUAGCAAGUGGCUCCUCGAGCACCCAUCUGUGAAGCCGCACACAGACGAAGGAAAAGUGGAAUUGGUUGUCGCAAACACAUCAAAGCCCGGAGAUUUCGAUGAGGCGGUGAAAGGUGUCUCGGCUAUUAUUCAUCUCGCCAAUAUCGGUGACUAUACACCAGACCCCAACGCUGGCUUUGCAUCAGCUACCGAAGCUGCCUUGACCGUGUGCCGAUCUGCUGCCAAGGAAGCUUCAGUCAAGCGAUUUGUGGUAGCAGCUGGACUAUGGUCGGCAGUAUGGCCCAAGCCCGGGGAGACAAAGAGCAUCGGGAAGGAUACGUGGAACGAGGAUUUGGUCAAGGUCGCACAGGCGCCGCCACCAUAUGAGUUGAGCCGUAUUCUUCCAGUAUACCUGGCUGCCAGAGUUGACGCCGAGAAGGCGGUAUGGAAGUUCGCGAAAGACGAGAAGGUUCCUUGGGAAGUCAAUUCGGUUAGUCCUUGUUGGACUCUGGGCGAUCCUCUGGAUGCGAGACACUAUGGGCCUAUGCCUACCCAGCUCUUGCAGCAACUAUACCUUGGCAAGACAGAUGCCCUGAAGGAGAACACAACGGUCUAUUACACUCACGUCUCCGACGCAGCUGUCAUUUACGUGGCAGCAGCUAUCGACCCAGAUGUCAAAGGCGCUCGCAUUCCAGCACUGGCCAAGUCUUUCAACUGGAACAACGUUUUGGCUAUCAUGCGCAAAGCAUAUCCCGAGGAAGACUUUGAAGACGACUUUGUUCCUGGAGACCCUGUUUUAAGCUACAAGAUUGAGAACGAUAUUGCACCCGAGCUGCUGCAAAAGUGGGCUGGAAGGGAGUGGAUCAGUCUCGAGAAGGGAAUUACAGAGACCAUCGACUUUUCAAGGAAGCUGGGCAACUUGGACUAGUCCGGGAACUCGAGAUGAUGAGGUAUAUGUUGGAAAAGCUUUGAAUGUCUUUAUGUAACGUAUGAUCUGGACUUUGACAGGAUUCAGAGGAACGAAAACUUAUGGAAACGAGAUAUACAACUUCAACCCACGCCGGAGAAGGACAUAGAACGUAGAACGUUCUGCAUAUUGUAAAUACGUAGAUGAUGUCCUAAGCUUUGCUUGCAGGCUCUUCCAGUGGCUUUCUUCCGUAAACCACGUAACUAUAAAUACCAAUGUCAGCAG